AUGGUCUGCUCAGGACCGACAGUCACUACAAAGUUCAUCCAUGCAAGCGGUCAAGGUCUCUCGACUGACCACGGUGCAUCUCAUUCUCUUGUAUCAGUAACGAGAUCCAAUGGAGCGCAUCUGACUGCUGUGGAAGCAGAGCGUCAGAGGUUCGUCGGCUUGCUCCCGAGACCACGGAAAUACCCUACUACAGUGGCGGAUCGAGUCACUAUACGAUUGAUCAGCACGAUCGAGAGAGAUCCGAUCGGCGACAUCCUCCACAAUGCAAACUUCCUUAAAAUCCUUCCGCAGCGUCUGGGAGCCAGCCCAGCGUUGCGUGACUGUGUGGCACUAUUUUGUCAUUGCUGGACCAACUACCGAUGUCCCGAAGCAAUGGAAAAGUGUCCAAUUUUCCACGAUCUGCAUGGUAAAGCUUUGCGGAGUUUGAUGCGUGCACUUCAGAACCCGACCACACAAUUGUCCACGGAAACAUGCGCAGCCGUCACGGUCAUGGCCCGUUGUAACUUGCUUUUCGACGGUGGAGAUCCGACAUUGCACCAGAAAGGAAUAGCAAAGAUGAUGCGAUCCAAAGGUCCUCCCCAGAACGGGGAUGAUCUGCACGUUCAGUUGUCUAUAGCUAAUGGCGGACACAUAGUUAGGCACUGGGCAGCGGCUCAUUGCACCGAGGACCCACAAUGGAUCAGUUCGUGGCAGGACGUCUUGGGGUGGAACACGUCGACUGAGGUCCCAGAGCAUGUCAACAAGCACCGACAGGAUCAACUAAACACUAUUACUGCACAGUGGGCCAGAAUGGUCAAGAGUAUCAAGGAAAUCAACAAUCCGUACACGGCUGCCGACCGACGGCAACAUUUGGCUGAGCAGAUGCAUGCAUUGGCCUUGCGUUUUCUCGCAGAAACCGAGACUAGCUACCGUCUCUGCGUUUCCACUUACGAAAUAGGCAUGAAAAUGGAAUCUAGUCUGGGAGAAAACUAUCCUUGGCACCGCAAGUUAGCCUCGCCUCCACCAUCGCACGAGGCACUCUUCAAACCUCUAGCUGCGUACGUGCCCAUGCGCAUCAUAUUCUCCCGUAUAGCCUACGAUCUAUCGUGCACCUUAGGAGCCGCCGACGCUGAGAUGUACGAUAAAUACCAUCGGAUGUGCCAACAAGGCUGGGACCUACUGCCCCAUAUCAUGGAGAUUGAUCACCCAAUAGCUACACUCAAUUAUGUCCUAGGAGUCGUUCUAUGCUUUGAAAUUCUGGAGAAUCAAGAGAGAAAAGAUUAUUUAGUCGACGCUUUGAAGUCGACCAACUUUCGGAGGGUACUGCCAUCCAGUCGGGAAGAUACUGAGAGGUUUUUGAUGAAUAUUUGCUGUCUGUCGACCGGUCGAGAUACGGAUGGUUACGAUAUUCACGUCAACUGA
Messenger RNA from Fusarium coffeatum, 1401 nucleotides. RefSeq lists its product as uncharacterized. The record is from RefSeq and is a predicted model, not a curated record. The transcript has a single exon. The coding region runs from base 1 to 1401 and encodes 466 amino acids. NCBI's taxonomy places the organism in Eukaryota, Fungi, Ascomycota, Sordariomycetes, Hypocreales, Nectriaceae.